Messenger RNA from Diprion similis, 2252 nucleotides. RefSeq names its product cell division cycle protein 23 homolog (gene Cdc23). The transcript has 7 exons. Lineage: Eukaryota; Metazoa; Arthropoda; Insecta; Hymenoptera; Diprionidae. The record is from RefSeq and is a predicted model, not a curated record. Gene Ontology annotation, molecular function: protein binding. Gene Ontology annotation, cellular component: anaphase-promoting complex. Bases 89 to 1828 code for a protein of 579 amino acids. Gene Ontology annotation, biological process: cell division.
GGCGUUUGAAAAUGUUUACCGGCAACGACUGCCAGGAUUACUAACCUAUAAAAGUAUUGUAAGAAUUCCGUGCAUGUAAUAAAUUACUAUGGAAGAUUCGAUAGCGAAAUAUGACCUUAAAGUAAUAAAAAGCGACUUAGUCAAAGCAAUAAAGGAGUGCUCUGACCGAGGAUUAAGGCACACGAGAAAAUGGCUUGGAGAGUUAAAUUUUUCUCUCAAAGGAGUGAAACUGGAUGAUCACGAUGUGACUGUGGAUGUAAGUUUUUCGGAUACAGCAGAGGAUGAGGAGGACGACUAUACAUUGGCAAAGGGUUACUUUGACCUGAAGGAGUAUGAUAGAGCUGCGUUCUUCACAGCGGGCUGUAAAAUGUCCAAAGCAAGAUUUCUUCAUUUGUUUUCACGCUAUUUGUCUGGGGAAAAAAAGAAGAUAGAUGACAUGACGGAUCUGCCGCCAGAUCCAUUGAAAAAUGAGAGUCUAAAGCAGCUCUGUGCUGAUCUUCGAAAGGAUCACUCAGCUGGAAAUUUGGAUGGUUUUGGUCUCUAUCUUUUUGGAGUUGUCCUCAAGAAGUUGCACCUUGACAAGGAAGCCAUUGAGGUGUUUGUUAACUCUGUUCGAAAGCAGCCAAUGCAUUGGGGAACGUGGCUUGAACUUGCCGCACUCAUUACAGAUAGGGAAAAGCUCGAGAAUCUCAGCCUGCCUAAUCACUGGAUGAAGAAAUUUUUUCUGGCUCAUAUGUACCUUGAAUUACAGUUAAUAGAUGAGGGUAUGGCUGUCUAUUGCGAAUUACAGUCAAUGGGCUUUGAGAAAAAUGGAUAUGUGCUCGCGCAGAUCGCUAUUGCUGUUCAUUACAAACGAGACGUUGAUGCGUCAAUAGAAGCAUUCAAACGCAUAAUAAAAGACGAUCCUUAUUGUCUGGACAAUAUGGACACGUAUUCGAAUUUACUCUACGUGAAAGAGUUGAAAGUUGAAUUAGCACAUUUAGCACACAGGGCGACGAAAAUUGAUAAGUAUAGACUGGAAACUUGUUGCAUAAUAGGAAAUUACUACAGCUUAAGAGCGGAUCAUCAAAAAGCUGCCCUCUACUUCCAAAGAGCACUAAAACUAAACCCACAGUAUUUAUCUGCUUGGACUCUGCUUGGUCACGAAUUCAUGGAAAUGAAAAAUACCAAUGCUGCUAUCCACAGUUACAGACAAGCCAUAGAGGUGAAUCGAAGAGACUAUAGAGCUUGGUACGGCUUAGGUCAGACAUAUGAGAUCCUCAAAAUGCCUUUUUACGGUUUAUACUAUUACAAACAAGCGCAGCUGCUCAGGCCUCAUGACAGCAGGAUGGUUCUUGCUUUAGGCGAGGCUUACGAGAAGCAGGAAAAAAUUCAGGAUGCGCUGAAGUGUUACUACAAAGCUUGCAAUGUCGGAGAUAUCGAAGGAAUGGCCUUGAUAAAACUAGCCACGCUCUAUGAAAAAUUAGGAGAGCAGGAUCACGCAGCUGCUGCAUACACCGACUUUGUUAUGGACGAACACAGAAACGCGGAUAGGGGCGAGCUGAGUCACGCAUACAAAUAUCUAACAACGUACCAUUUGAAAUUCGAUCAAUUAGACCAGGCUAAUCAUUAUGCUCAAAAGUGUUUGCAGUUUGACGAAACUAAGGAAGAGGCUAAAGCCCUUCUCAGAACAAUCGCUCAUAAACGAGCAAAGGUGGAAGAGAAUCCGAUGGUGAUUGAAGAUAUGAACGAAACUGAUCCAAUUGCUGAAGGAACUGGUAGCCGCGUCGAUGGAACGCCCGGAAAUCAAUUAUCUCCAAUGAAUUUGUCUUUUACGCCACCGCAGUGAAGCGUAAGUCGCUCCUUCGCUUCAGUUUCGGGUAGCUAAGUAGGUUUCUGGAUCUGUCUAUUAAUUUUUGAUACGAUAUUACAGUUCAAGUUUAUCAAUUUUGUCGGUGUUACAGAUAGUGCUCCUCAAAAAGUGGAAUAGAUUAAAAAAUUAGGGAGACAAAUCUUGUGUUGACACUUUAAAAAGUGAAUUUCUUGGCAGAAACUUCCUAUACUCAUUUGAUAUAUUCCGUUGUACAAAACCCCUGCCCUUUUUCUAGGAUAGUAGAAUUUUUACGAAUGUAAUUGUAAGUAUUCGUGUACUUACGUAACGAACGGAGAAAUCGAUUAAAAAUACAUGUACAUACGCCAUUUUUAAAGAGUUUUCGUUUUAUUAAACUGUCAUUUUACUAAAAAUCGAUAUCUAUCUUAGACUGUACGAUAUU